GUACAACUUUCACUAAUUACACUUGUAUUAAUUGGCCCUUUUGCAGACUGGAGCUGGACCCGUGAGGUAUAAAGCCGGGACAACAACAGACCAAGAUGCUGUAACUCAACACCGGUACUGUGCAAACAGAGCUCUCGCCUGCUACCUCACGCCUUUUUGAACCCAGCCAUAUUCUCGGCUCCAUUAUACAGAUGUGGAUGGGCUAUCGUUGCUCUAGAAUAUCCCAGGAUAUACGAUAGCCACGAGGAGUUCAGGGAGGAGUACACACACAUACACGUUAUAGGGCGUAACAUCAAUACAACGGCAAUGUAGAAGGACAGUGAAAUGAAUCUAGGAAGCUGAAACCAAAAAAUAAUGGUAAUAUUUGCGCAAAUUUGUGAUCUACGGUUUCAAGGAAAACUCGGAUAAACAUGAGUCGAAGAGCGAGUUUAUACGCAAAGCAGAAUCCGGGAAAAUCUAGACCAAAAGUCCAUUUCCCGGAUGAGUUGGUGUUUUUAGACAAUAUUAAGGAGAAUGAUAUACAGGGAUUAAAUCACAUGUUACGCAGAGCAAGCCUGCAAGUGGAUAUUAGCGGUAUCAAUGACGCAGGUUUGACCCCUCUUCACCAAGCAGUAUUGGAUGGUAACAUGAUGGCUGUUCGUCUGCUCAUUGAACAUGGCGCCAAUGUUAACAAACAAGACGAAGACAGUUGGUCUCCCUUACACGCGGCUUGCGCUGAAGGGCACGCCGAUAUUGCCAAGUUACUUCUACAGCACGGAGCAAUGAAGGACCUUUUGACCGAAGACGGGGAGCGGCCCCUAGAUCUUGUAGAACCAACAGACUUCCCAACAAUUAAAGUAAUGUUAGGGCAGAGUAAAGGGAAUGCCUCUCCACCACCCCCGGACCUGGGAUCAGACGAAAGUGAAGAGGAUUCGGACGAUGACAAGUAGUAUCUUAUCAAGUGCUGUGUGGAAAUGUGCUGGUUCGAGGAUGAUAAAAGAUUCUAGUGCCGCAAGCAGAAUGCAUUCAACGAAUUUUCACAAUGUAAUGUGUUUUGAAAACGAAAAUAAAUGGCAGACAGCAAUAGCCGGAGGAUAAUUGAUGACAAACCGAGUUUUAAAUUAGAAAAGGAACGGAUAUCUCGCCAGUGUUCGUGUUGUAUAGGGUUAAAGGAAGAGAGGUCGAUUUCCUGUCGUGAAUCAUUUGUCAAAUCACUCGUACCUAUAAUGAAUGUAAGUGUGGAAGGAACGAAAGAGCAUGCUGCGUGUUUGUCCCUACAUACGCCCAUUAGAGUCAACUUCUCCCAGCAUCUCUAAACAAUCAGUACUCAGGGUUGAACAUCCGGUAAAACCAUUCAAUGCUAAUAUCAUAUCCGGGAAAAAGGUCAACGGGGAGGACAGUGCAGAUAGAUAUGUAGCUACCUAGUGGUCUGCCAUCGACUUGGGAUCUUACUUCGUGAAAAGACGUACACCCCGGAUAUAACAGGAUUACAGUAAACAAAACAGGCAUAAAUAGCGUGAUUAUCAUUUCAUAUCUUCAUAAUAUUCUAUAAACCGACUAACGACUUGGGAAACUAUUUCAUACAACUGUUUUCUAUCAGAUUAACAUGUAAAUGACAAAAGCUUGGUCAACACAAUAAAUGUCAUAUUUUUUCUCUUUUUUUUUAUACAAUAAUACAUAUUUUUAGUCAGUGUUUCACAUUUCCACGAACUGACCGAGACAGCUGAUGUCUAACCCACACCUGAUAUUGUACAUUUGUGUGCUAGCCAUUACACAGAGUGUGUUUGUAUAAACGUUUACAAAUAUAAAUGUUAUUGAAACGUU
Molecule: messenger RNA, 1803 nt
Organism: Ylistrum balloti
Lineage: Eukaryota; Metazoa; Mollusca; Bivalvia; Pectinida; Pectinidae
Product: protein phosphatase 1 regulatory subunit 27-like
Exons: 3
Coding region: 411-929 (172 amino acids)
Cellular component (GO): cytoplasm
Molecular function (GO): enzyme inhibitor activity; phosphatase regulator activity; protein binding
Source: RefSeq, a predicted model, not a curated record